AUGGAGGUUCGUGAUGCCCCUGUACUGUUCACUUCAUUAUACCGCUCUGACUCUCAAGGGUUCCGCUCCCGCCGCUCUCACACAUCGUUACAACAUAUCUCUUUGGCACCCUUGAGUUCUCGGUUUCCUCUCGACGAUGAUACCGAGGAUGGGGGCUACUUUUCCUCCAUAAAUCAGGGUAGCGGCGGAGUAGGCCCUGAUCGCAAUACUUAUCAAUCUCACGCGAUAAGCAGCUCCUAUCUCUCAAGCAUCUCAGUGCCUGUAACUCCGUCGCUUUUGUCUCAGUCACGAAACGUGUCCCAGGCAAAUCUUACGAAGAGGAAGAAAACAUCUCAAGGAAUGCCGAUGAGUGAAUCACACUUAUAUGCCCUUGAUGUUGCAGGACCACUGCAUCAUCAGCAACCACGCCAUCACCAGCGAUCUAGAAGCUAUAACCCCCGAAGCAGAAAGAUGGGGGCCAGCGGGAUAUCCACACCGCGAAUCCAGGAUAAUGAAUGGUUACUGAGGACCGGUCUGGCACUGGCAUCAUCAACCCGUGAAGAAAAGGGUCAGUCAUGGUUGGUCAAGCGUGAAAGUUCGACCAGCCUUGUUUCACAUAAUGAGGAUGGACAGAAGAGCCAUAGCCGCGGCAGACGUGAAUUUCAAGGACGUCGGUCAGGAGUAUCAACCCCUCUUGCUAGGUCGAGGAGGGGCUCAAACUCUCAUGCGGGAAGCAAACGAUCCAGUCGAGUUGACCUUGCUAUGACACCAUCUUGCUCCACAGGACAACAUCUCCAUUCCGGCGCUGUAACCCCACGGUCUAGGGAUAUCCCUGGACUAGUUCCUGAUUUUUUGGACGAGUCAAUAAGAGAAGAAUUAGCCGCUUUGCAGACCCAUUCUCCUACGGACGAUAGCGCCGCAAGCCGUGGUGGAGCAGAACCCGACUCAAUGCCAGUGUCUUACCAGGAGUAUUAUAAUUAUGAUUUGGAUUCAGAUGAUGAUUCUGAAGAUGAAGCUGUUAGCGAAGCCGAAGUGCAUCGCCUUACUCGUGAACGUGGUUUUGGUUUAGGUUCAUGGAUAGAUAGGCUGGUUGAAUGGACUGUAUUUGGUCCUGAGGAUGAAUCAGUCCAACCACCUACCCUAGGUAAUUCGCACCGGCCAGGCCAGCGGACCACCUUCAGUACCGAAGGCAAUACACGGGCAGAGAUUGACUUAGACCCAAGGGAUCAGUUGGAAACUGUGUCUAACGCUGGGACCGACGUUAGUGAAGGCACAAAUCCUGACACGGAGAUUUUAUCAUCCGCGCUAGAGGUGGCCCCCGCACAAGGGGGAUGGACAAAUGAUUUGAGAUGGCUAUUACGCGCUGCUGGGAAUGCAGUGUUGUGA
Molecule: messenger RNA, 1365 nt
Organism: Microsporum canis CBS 113480
Lineage: Eukaryota; Fungi; Ascomycota; Eurotiomycetes; Onygenales; Arthrodermataceae
Exons: 2
Coding region: 1-1365 (454 amino acids)
Source: RefSeq, a predicted model, not a curated record